AUGGACAUCGCGGAGCUGAACAACAACGUCACCGAGAAAUUUCCCUUUACCCUCUCGGACGCCGCCCUCGAGGAAGUCGCCAAGCGCUUCAUCGUUGACCCCUUUCACUCUGUCGGGAUGCUCCAGUGGCCCAAUGGCGUCCUCUGUUCCGCCGCCUUGGUCGGCCCGCGUCACAUUCUCUCCGCCAAGCAUUGGAACCUCGAUCACCCUAUCCUCGGGCCCUUCUACCCUGGCUACGACAACGUUGCGCGCUUCGGUCCCGCCCAGAUCACCAACGGCCUCUUCACCUACGCCCAAGAACCCAAUUCAUCCUGUGCGACCGAGGGCGACUGGAUAGUAUAUGCCCUCGACCAGCGUCUCGGUGACCGGCUUUGCUGCAUCAGGGCCAAGUUAACGGACCGCAACAUUUUUGGCAAGCCUCAGUUCUGUGGUGGCAACUGCCCGUGCUGCUAG
Molecule: messenger RNA, 453 nt
Organism: Colletotrichum orchidophilum
Lineage: Eukaryota; Fungi; Ascomycota; Sordariomycetes; Glomerellales; Glomerellaceae
Exons: 2
Coding region: 1-453 (150 amino acids)
Source: RefSeq, a predicted model, not a curated record